ACGAAUGAGACACUUUCACCUUUGCUCCAAAACUCUUCCAACUCUCGCUCAACUCAGCCCUGAACCAUGAGCAAUUGUCUCGGCCUUUGCAGUCACCAAUCGACCACCUAGCUGCGACCUUGAAGCGACACCUCACCUACCAUGGCGAAUACCACCAACACCAACGGCGCAAUUGCCAGAAUCACACGCGAGAUCGCCGGCUCUCAAAAGGACAACGAUCUCUCCAUCACAGUGGCAUGCCGCGACAGCGAUGUCCGUCAUGUUCGAGCUCUCAUCAUCGGUCCUCCAGAGACACCCUACGAGUUUGGCUUCUUCGAGUUUGAGAUGAAGUUCCCCAAAGACUACCCGAUCAAAUCACCCACCGUCAAAUGCAUCACCACCAACAACGGCAAGACUCGCUUCAACCCGAACAUCUACGCAGAAGGCAAGGUCUGCCUCUCAAUCCUCGGCACAUGGCGUGGACAACCUGGUGAAGAGUGGAGCAGUGCACAAGGUCUGGAGAGCGUGCUUUUGUCGAUUCAGAGCUUGAUGUCUUCGAACCCAUACGAGAACGAGCCGGGCUACGAAACAGCAAAGAAGGAGGAAGCCAAUCCCGCCGCAUACAUCGCCAAGAUCAGACACGAGACUCUCCGCGUCUCGGUGGUUCAGCGGUUGGAAAGCCUGUUGCACAUGCAGCCGGAUCAAUCAGAACCGGCACUUAAGAAAGAGUACGAUGCCGAGGCCACAUACGCUGCUCUGGACUCAUCACAAUGGGAUCCCUUCGCCGAUCUCAUGAAGCGUCGCUUUCUCUGGUACUACGAUGUUUAUAUGAAGGCCAUUGACAAGCAUGUGGGUGAUCAGCGCGAAGGCAAAGCCUUCAGUCGGAUGGAAUUUGAAUAUCCUCCCAAUUCUUGCGAAGGCCACUUUGGUUACAAAGCUUUGAAGGGCCGCUUCGAAGCGGUCCUCAACAAGCUGGAGGAGGAGAAGUUGAGCUGGGAGCAGGCAGGAGCUGUUCAAGUCGCGGAAGGUACACAGCUUGCCACCCAGCUCGCCUUUCAAUUCACUCAGCUUCAAUCGGUGUGGGACGAUGCCAAACCGUCCGGCUCCAGGAUGGAGUUCAGCUUACCGAACCCCAAGAAUCCAUUCGUCUGGAACAUCACCUUGUUCGGCGAGCCCAUGUCCAACCUUGACGGCGGCAUCUUUGCUAUGAAGAUGCACAUCCCUCCCAACUUCCCACACGCUCAACCACGCGUCACCCUCGAAACACCCAUCUACCACCAUCGCGUCAGCAGCAAAGGCACUCUCUGCUACUUUCCCGUCAAAGAAGACGAGAUCAGCUCACAUCUUGACGCCAUCGCCGCCGCGAUCGACGACAAGGUGCAGAAGUUCGAUCCUCGAGCCAUGGUCAAUCCAGAGAUCUUCGACCAGUAUUGGGGUGGCGAAGACAAGCGCAAGGUGUACAGCCGCAAGCUGAGACGCAGUGCGCAGGAAAGCAGUGAGUUCUUGUGA
Molecule: messenger RNA, 1488 nt
Organism: Zymoseptoria tritici IPO323
Lineage: Eukaryota; Fungi; Ascomycota; Dothideomycetes; Mycosphaerellales; Mycosphaerellaceae
Exons: 4
Coding region: 142-1488 (448 amino acids)
Biological process (GO): negative regulation of apoptotic process
Cellular component (GO): nucleus
Molecular function (GO): cysteine-type endopeptidase inhibitor activity; ubiquitin conjugating enzyme activity
Source: RefSeq, a predicted model, not a curated record